Molecule: messenger RNA, 249 nt
Organism: Anisakis simplex (herring worm)
Lineage: Eukaryota; Metazoa; Nematoda; Chromadorea; Rhabditida; Anisakidae
Source: the annotation of a GenBank genome assembly
AUGCAUCCGCAAAUGGACAACGAGUACAAUGAUGCUGAAACAGCAACGAGGAAUCUUGUCGAUGCUGGAGGCGAAAACGCAAAAUCUUCGAAGAUGCCUCUUAUAGGAUGGAAGCAGGGUGUUAUGACCAACGCCAUAAGAGGCGGCAGUGCCAUUUACGGAUCAAAACCGUGCAAAAAAAGAAUCUGUCAAAAUCAUGCGAGCACUGAAGAGAAACAGUCGUUACUGGAGCAAACAAGUGAUCAGUAG